Molecule: messenger RNA, 3072 nt
Organism: Acanthochromis polyacanthus (spiny chromis)
Lineage: Eukaryota; Metazoa; Chordata; Actinopteri; Pomacentridae
Gene: snx8a
Product: sorting nexin 8a
Exons: 14
Coding region: 260-1810 (516 amino acids)
Biological process (GO): retrograde transport, endosome to Golgi
Molecular function (GO): phosphatidylinositol binding
Source: RefSeq, a predicted model, not a curated record
AUACACCAAAUUAACUUCUAAAAGUGAAACCAGGAAACGAACAGGUCUCAGUGAGACAAUAUUUCUCAGAUUAUUUGGUGAAAUGUAGAACCUCAUUACUAUAUAAACUGCCGUCUGACAGGAGCUGCUGGGAGUCGAACACACCAACAGCAGCGUCCACACUUUCAGUCUCAAACCAACAGUAUCGCGUCCUGCUCGUUAGGUGUCAGUGCAUGAAAUCACAUGGAGGUGCUCUUGCGCUCACAUGACAGACUGAACCAUGGCAGGAGAGAUCAAUGAAGGCUCAGUUCCUGCCUACUACAGGGAAGUGUAUGAGGCCAUCCGCUGCAGGACAGAUGAGAGAGUGCAGGUUGAAGUCUUCCACCGGCUACUCCAGAGGACUGAUCUCUCCAAGGCGGUUCUGAACCAGAUUGCUGAGCAUGUUGACUCCGCAGAUGGAUUCCUGAGCAAGUUGGCCCUCUACAAAGCGCUCGCCCUGAUUGCUCUCGCUCAGCAAGGGAAGCAGCCGAGCCCCAAACUCUUAGAGAACUGCAUACAAGAGUUACCCAGACCUCUGCUUGGAGAGCCGAGGGAUUUGAACGCGUUGAGGAUGCAGCCGGCUCAGGAAGACGUCCUGACGUUGUCGCUGACGCUGGACAGACUUCUGGCUCGAGACACGGUUCAAGUGGAGCUUAUACCUGAGAAGAAGGGUCUGUUCCUGAAACAUGUGGAGUACCAGGUCACCAGCCAGCGUUAUAAAAUAUCAGUUUACAGGCGUUACAGCGAUUUCGACGUCUUCCACGAGGUUUUGCUUCAGAAAUUUGCCUACAGAGUGGUGCCAGCAUUGCCGCCUAAAAGGAUGUUAAAGGGAGUCCUGACCUCAGUCUCCGAACGGGAGUUCAUUGAAGGGAGGAGACGUGCUCUUGGCAGAUUUCUUAACUUGGUGGCUCGACAUCCCUUCUUCUCAGAGGACGAGCUGGUCAAGACCUUCCUCACCUUCAACGGCUCCGAUGUUCAGUCUAAGCUGCGUGACACUUACAAGAAAACGGGCGACGAGUUCAUGACUAACAGGAUCGUCACACAGGCAAAGGAAUAUCUGCCGGCUGAUAUUCAAGCUCAGUUCUCGACAAGCAGAGAACUGAUUAGAAAUAUCAACAACAGCUUCCAAAAGCUGCGGGACAGAGCUGAGAAAAUGGCAGAGCGCUCCAAGGAGAAUGCAACUGAUCUCCUUUUGUUUGGCAGAGAGCUCAGUACGCUGGGCUCAGAUGCUUCGACUCUUCCCUCCCUGGCCUCUUCACAAAGCACCUGGGGGACCCUGCGUCAGUCUCUGAAGAGCCUGUCUGUGGAGUUUGCCGUGCUAUCAGACAAAGCCGCUCAGCAGGGCAGACGGGAAGAGGAUGAUGUUGUGGAAAAACUGAAUCUUUUCUUGGAUUUGCUGCAGUCAUACAGAGAUCUCUGUGAGCGACAUGAGAAGGGCGUCCUCCACGAGCACCAGAGAGCUCUGCACAAGUACGGCAUGAUGAAGAGGCAGAUGAUGAGCGCCUCUGUGCAGCCCAAAGAGCAGGGAUCAGUGGAGCAGCUGGAAUCACGGAUUGUUCAGCAAGAAAAUGCCAUCCAGACCAUGGAGCUGCGGAACUACUUCUCCUUGUUCUGCCUUCAUCAAGAGACACAGCUUAUCUUCACCUACCUUCCAAUCACUUCACACAUUCUCGGGGCUUUCGUUAACUCCCAGGUCCAAGGACACAAAGAGAUGGGAGACGUGUGGAAUGAACUCCAGCCAAAGCUCGGGUGUCUCUUUGGUGGCAAUAAUGGAUUGAAGCCUUCCAUCUGAAGCCUAAAUGCCUGUAAGAUGAAGAUGAGAAUCACUGCCACUGAUGAAGAUCAAACUGGAAAAUAAAAAGCUCUGUGAGCUAAAGCAAAAAAAAAAAAAAGAAAAGCACAAUGAACAACUCUCCCUUCUAUUACACAGUGCUCAUUCGGUUCAGCAGGAGAAUUUUUAAUAUGUUGCUUCUCAAGUUUUGGGUUUGAUCAUCAGCGAUAUCACCUGCGAGGGACACAGGGUUUAUAAAUCUGUCAUUUUCCGCUCUGCUUGAUGGGAAUGCGGUGUCCAUUUCAGAAUCUACUUUUGCAAAAGGCUGGAAAAUCCUUCAAUGUGCCGUUUUACAAGGGUGACUGUGUAUUUAUACGUUCCAACUCAUUUGCUAAAGCACCUGUUUAUAACUUGCAAAAAAAAAGUUUUACACACUAAUAUAGUUGAAACAAACGGAGGUAAAAAAAAAAAAAAGUUUGACUUUAUUAAAGGAGGGGAUUAUUUUGAAUCUCCAUUUAUUACGGUUUUACUUACUGAAUAACUUUAGACCAAUGUAUUUUUAUACAGAUUCUAGUUUAUGAAGACGUGUAGUGGCAUACUUUAUAUUUUUUAUCAACACUGCUGUUUACCUUCAUGUAAAGCAACAUCUCAUCUCUGCUUCAAUUGUUUUGCAAAAAUCCCUGUAUGUAUAAUUUUAUAAGCUACCAACUGUACAAUACAACAAAAGGCAGAGAUUUGGGAUUUACUGACAAUAUCAUCACCUCUGGCACUAUAACACCAUAAGCUAUUGAUUAUUGCCAAAGAUAAAAGAAAUUCUCCUACAUGCACUCAUGUGAACUCAACAGGAUUCCUACAUGGCUCCGAUUUAGAAAUGAAUUCUUCAUCAUUUUUUACCUUCUAUAAAGAAAUCUAGGCCAUAUCACUCCACAGAAAAAGGAAUUCAUCUCCAGGACAAACACAAUCUGGAUAUUGCCGAAUUCCUUUUCCAUAUUCAGGCUCAUGAAUUGUCACCAUUUCAUAAACACUGAAAUGUCUGUGCUGACAUGAACGAUGUCAAUAAACAAAUCAGGACAUGUGCACAUGUAUUUUAUGAAAAAAAAACUUUAAUACUGUACAUACAGCAUGCAAGACAUUUGGCAAACAUCUUGAUUUGGGGUUGAAGUUUAAGGUGCACAGAAUACAAAACCCAAUGAAAUCAGAAUUGUAAAUAUUGUACAUAUUCCAUGGAAGAAUUCUGCUGAAUUGUCUUAAAUCGGUUAUAAUAAAAGAAAUGACAAAAUGGA